This is a messenger RNA of Tarenaya hassleriana, 1102 nucleotides long. RefSeq lists its product as uncharacterized. The record is from RefSeq and is a predicted model, not a curated record. The coding region runs from base 171 to 959 and encodes 262 amino acids. The transcript is spliced from 4 exons. NCBI's taxonomy places the organism in Eukaryota, Viridiplantae, Streptophyta, Magnoliopsida, Brassicales, Cleomaceae.
UGUUUAGGGAUUAGGGCACAACAAUUGACGGCGAGAAACCAAAUCGGGGAGGAGAAAGAGCACUCACCAGUCACUACUCUCCUCGCCGCCGUCAGUUUCGUCUCACUCGCCGAGAACGAGCAGAUAAUCUGAACUGAAUUCCGAUCGAUUGCGUUGUUUUGAAUCGGAAAAUGCCGUCUGAGGGUGUGAAGACUGUGAAGAAGGAGGAGGUCGGAGAAGACGAAGCUGACGAGAAGUGCUUGAGCUCCCUUAUCAGGAAGAAACCUGCCAGCGGCAACAAUGCCGGAUCGGCGAUGGCGGCGGCGAGGAAAGUAAAGAAAGAAGAAUAUGAUGAAGAUGAUGACAAACCCAUUAGGUCUUCGCUUUCUGGAUCCCGCACAAAACCAGCGAAGAAGGAGGAGAACGUUGAAGACGACGAUAAUAAGCCCAUAUCAAGGAGGAACUCCUCUGCUGCUGCCGAGAAGGAGAAAGAGUUGAAGAAGAGGAAAAUAAAGAAGGAAGAAGAGGGCAAGAAGAGAGCUGCAGCAACACAGGGAGAGGUGAAAAAGAGGGAGAAGAAAAUGUAUGAUUUGCCUGGUCAGAAGAGAGACCAGCCUGAAGAGAGAGAUCCGUUGAGAAUUUUCUACGAGUCGCUCUACAAGCAGAUUCCUACGAGCGAAAUGGCACAGAUCUGGAUGAUGGAGUCUGGGUUGCUGCCGGUAGUAGAAGCAAGGAAAGUGUUGGAGAAGAAACAGAUGAAGGGUGGGAAGUUCGCUUCUCCAGCAAAACCAACUUCAUCCACUCCCAGAAGGGUCACGAAACCCGCAACUGUCGGGAAACUGCCCCGGGCAGAUUCUUCGGGGAAAAAGAAAGGGAACGACGGGAAAGCAACUGCUACGAAGCGGAAGAUCCGAGGUGAUGAUGAUUCAGAUGAUGAUUUCCUGGUUAGCAGAGCAUCUAAGAAACCAAGAGCCAAGUAGUCUUUUGCCCAAAACAGCAUCUCUCUAUUUGGUAAUGAUUCUGAAUCUGAAUUGUCCCCAUUGUAUUCUUAAGAACUAAUUAAGAAUUGAUUCAGAAGUGAGAUCUAAAGACUUGCACUUAAUGUCGUAGGUUUGGUCUCUCA